Saccoglossus kowalevskii is the source of this 1561-nucleotide messenger RNA. RefSeq names its product tubulin alpha chain, testis-specific. The record is from RefSeq and is a predicted model, not a curated record. Gene Ontology annotation, biological process: microtubule-based process. NCBI's taxonomy places the organism in Eukaryota, Metazoa, Hemichordata, Enteropneusta, Harrimaniidae. Gene Ontology annotation, molecular function: structural constituent of cytoskeleton; GTP binding. Gene Ontology annotation, cellular component: microtubule.
AUUAGCUCUGUAAAUUCAGUUGAGCUGUUGUUGAGAACCGUUACAUAUCUCACAGAGCAUUCAGACGAUUUUUCUCCUAUUCCCUUUAUUGUACGAUUUAGAUAAGUUUUUGCAAAAAUGCGUGAAUGUAUUUCCAUCCAUGUUGGCCAGGCUGGUGUGCAGAUUGGUAACGCCUGCUGGGAGCUAUAUUGCUUGGAGCAUGGCAUCCAGCCUGAUGGCCAAAUGCCAAGUGACAAGACCAUUGGAGGUGGUGAUGACUCGUUCAAUACCUUUUUCAGCGAGACUGGUGCUGGAAAACAUGUUCCUCGUGCCGUGUUUGUAGAUCUGGAGCCAACAGUUGUUGACGAGGUUCGUACUGGUACAUAUCGUCAACUCUUCCAUCCUGAGCAGCUGAUUACUGGCAAAGAGGAUGCUGCAAAUAACUAUGCCCGUGGACAUUAUACCAUUGGUAAAGAGAUUGUAGAUCUUGUGUUGGACAGAAUUCGUAAGCUGGCUGAUCAGUGUACAGGUCUGCAGGGAUUCUUGAUUUUCCAUAGCUUUGGUGGUGGCACUGGUUCUGGAUUUGCAUCUCUCCUAAUGGAACGUCUGUCCGUUGAUUAUGGUAAGAAGUCCAAAUUGGAGUUUGCAAUCUAUCCAGCUCCACAAGUGUCAACUGCAGUUGUUGAGCCCUACAACUCAAUUCUGACCACUCAUACCACCUUGGAACAUUCUGACUGUGCAUUCAUGGUUGAUAAUGAGGCUAUUUAUGACAUCUGUCGUCGUAACUUGGAUAUUGAAAGACCAACCUAUACCAAUCUGAAUCGAUUGAUUGGUCAAAUCGUAUCUUCUAUUACUGCUUCCCUUCGUUUUGAUGGUGCCCUGAAUGUUGAUCUGACAGAGUUCCAGACCAACUUGGUACCUUAUCCUCGUAUUCACUUCCCCUUGGUAACUUAUGCGCCUGUCAUCUCUGCUGAGAAGGCAUACCAUGAGCAGUUGUCAGUUGCUGAGAUUACUAAUGCCUGCUUUGAACCAGCCAACCAAAUGGUGAAGUGUGAUCCUCGUCAUGGCAAGUACAUGGCUUGUUGUAUGCUGUAUCGUGGUGAUGUGGUUCCAAAGGAUGUCAAUGCUGCCAUUGCUACCAUCAAGACCAAGCGUACUAUCCAGUUUGUUGAUUGGUGCCCAACUGGCUUCAAAGUUGGUAUAAACUACCAACCACCUACUGUUGUACCAGGUGGGGAUCUAGCUAAGGUACAACGUGCUGUCUGCAUGUUGAGCAACACUACUGCUAUUGCUGAAGCUUGGGCUCGCCUUGAUCAUAAGUUUGAUUUGAUGUAUGCCAAACGUGCCUUUGUCCAUUGGUAUGUUGGUGAGGGUAUGGAAGAAGGAGAGUUUUCCGAAGCUCGUGAAGAUCUUGCUGCUUUGGAGAAAGAUUAUGAAGAAGUUGGUGUUGAUUCAGUUGAGGGUGAGGCUGAAGAAGAAGGAGAAGAGUACUAGAAAACUAACUACAAAUUGACCAUUGCAACAUCAGAUGGCUUUAAUGAAUUGAAAUAAAAUGAUCAUAUUUUGAAAAAGGGAAAAUUAA